AUAUUCUAGUGUGUGUAAGCGCCGAAAUACAAUGUUGAUCUGGAGCAAAGUUUAAAUUUGUGUGACUGUUAGUGUUGACAGAACCGUGAUCAUUCUCGAACGUCUCACACGUUCAAUUGUAACAUUAAUUAAUCUAUUCAAAAUAUAACGUCCAAUAUUUUUAAAUAUAACGUUUAAACUGUAUCAGAGUAUUUGACACAAGUAAAAAAAUGGCCCGACCUUUAAUUACCAUGGAAUAUCUCCGUGACAAAAUUGGCGCAGUUGAUCUUAUAACAUUGGUAGAAUUCUUAAAGAAAAAACAAGUUCAAGACCAUCAUUUAAAAAUUGACGGAACUGUGAAGCUUAUACUACAUCACGGGAUGAAAACGACUGAGAAGGCAAAACUUCAGGAUUUUGAAGUAGAUGAGUUCAAAAGAACCCUUCUUAAUUUUAAAAUGAACGAUUGGAUGACAACUAAUCUGUAUCGAAUAAAUCAUGGUGUAUUACUCGUGGCAUGCGUUGAACAUGUCCUAGACCUCAACAUAGAUAAUGAGAAAUUGAUGAAGAUUUAUCGUUGCGACACACGUUCGGCGGAGAGGUUGUAUAAAAAACUGUUAAGUCUGUGUGGUAUCAAGAAAAAAGGUAAUCUCAAUCCUGACAUAGUUCAAUCGGCUAAAUCUUUUUUUCGAUGCCCUGAGUUUUCAACAAAAGUUGGAUUCUUGGACGAAAUAAGAUCGUAUUUGAAUACCAUUGACAUCAAUGAUGAAGAGAAGAUAUACAUAAGAAAUACAUCGAUUCUAUUGAUUGAUAAUACUGAAACUAUUAACCAUCAUCCAUUACAAAGAAGAAAUGAUACUAAAACUAUUGAUACUCUUCCACCAAAAGAAAAUAAUGAUACUGAAACUAUUAACACUAUUCCAUCACGAAAAAGUAAUGAUACUGAAACUAUUGAUACUGUUCCAUUACAAAUAAGUGAUAAUACUGUAACCAUUAAGACUAAACGAGUGCGAAAAUGUACAAUAAAUCAAGAAUAUUUCCAAAAUAAAUCCAAGGCACAUGUUAUCAUUGAUUUGGUGAAAUAUUUAAAGGAAAAUAAUAUUGAAAAAGAAAAUUUAACGGAAAAAGAAAAAUUAACUGCAAUACUACGCGAGGGAAUGAAAAAAUUCAUCAAAGAUGAACCUUCGAAAAAACAAUUAGAACCUUUUCAAAUAUUUCUCACUUCUAGAAUCGAUAUGUGGAAGGCAGCUAAUCUGUACCGAAUAAAUUAUGGCAUAUUGGCCAUCGCAUGUGUUGAACGUGUCCUAUAUCCUGGAAAAAGUAAUGAAGAAUAUAAAAAGAUUUAUGAUGGCGACUACCAAAAGGUCACUGAAUUAUACAAAGAACUUUGUGAUAUACCAGAAGAAGAUCAACUCGAUCCAGCCAUAGUUAAAUCAGCUGCAUCUUUUUUUCAAUGUACACAGAAAUGUUUAGACUCAAUAAGACCGUAUUUAGAAGAAAUCAAAAUCGAUUAUGAAGAGAUGGAGUAUAUAAAAAAAACUUCGAUUAAAUUAAUUAAAAGUAAUGAGCAUGAACUUUCAACCAAUAUGAUGGAACCAAUCGAGUAUCAUACAAUAAAUGUGCCCGUCAAUAACGAGCAGCCCAAUCCACCUAUGAUCGAGAUUAUACAUCCAAAUAUACCAUCGAUAAAUGUUGACCCUCCUUCAGGGACAUCGAUACCAGAAGACCAGGAAUUAAUUAUAAGUAAUCAAGAUGAACAGUCAACAAAUAUGUUGAAACCAAUCGAGUAUCGAACAAUAAAUGUGCCAAUCAAUAACGAGCAGCCCAAUCCACCUAUGAUCGAGAUUACAUAUCCAGAUAUACCAUCGUUAAAUGUUGACCCUACUUCAUUAGUAUCGAUACCGGUAGACCAGGAAUUAAUUAUAAGUAAUCAAGAUGAACAGUCAACAAAUAUGUUAAAACCAAUCGAGUAUCAUACAAUAAAUGUGCCCAUCAAUAACGAGCAGCCCAAUCAACCUAUGAUCGAGAUUACAUAUCCAGAUAUACCAUCGUUAAAUGUUGACCCUACUUCAUUGGUAUCGAUACCGGCAGACCAGGAAUUAAUUAUAAGUAAUCAAGAUGGACAGUCAACAAAUAUGAAUGAUCCACCCAAGUAUUAUGUAAUAAAUGUGCCUUACGAUGCCGAGCAGCCCCAUCCACCUAUGCCAAAUAUGUCAUCGUUAAAUGUUGACCCUACUUCAUUGGUAUCGAUACCGGUAGACCAGGAAUUAAUUAUGAGUAAUCAAGAUGGACAGUUAAUAAAUAUGAAUGAUCCAAUCGAGUGUUAUACAAUAAAUGUGCCCUACGAUGCCGAGCAGCCCCAUACACCUAUGCCAAAUAUGUCAUCGUUAAAUGUUGACCCUACUUCAUUGGCAUCGAUAUCGGUAGACCAGGAAUUAAUUAUAAGUAAUCAAGAUGGACAGUCAACAAAUAUGAAUGAGCCACCCAAGUAUUAUGUCAUAAAUGUGCCUUACGAUGCCGAGCAGCCCCAUCCACCUAUGCCAAAUAUGUCAUCGUUAAAUGUUGACCCUACUUCAUUGGUAUCGAUACCGGUAGACCAGGAAUUAAUUAUGAGUAAUCAAGAUGAACAGUCAACAAAUAUGAAUGAUCCAAUCGAGGAUCAUUCAAUAAAUGUGCCCAUCAAUAACGAGCAGCCCAAUCCACCUAUGAUCGAGAUUAUACAUCCAAAUAUACCAUCGAUAAUAGUUGACCCUCCUUCAGGGGCAUCGAUACCAGAAGACCAGGAAUUAAUCUUAAGUAAUCAAGAUGAACAGUCAAAAAAUAUGAAUGAUCCAAUCGAGGAUCAUUUAAUAAAUAUGCCCAUCGAUGACGAGCAGCCUCGUUCACCUCCGCCAGAUGUGCCAUCGUUAAAUGUUGUCCCUCCUUCAGUGGUAUCGAUACCGGUAGACCAGGAAUUAAUUAUAAGUAAUCAAGAUGAACAGUCAACAAAUAUGAAUGAUCCAAUCGAGGAUCAUUCAAUAAAUGUGACCUUCGAUGACGAGCAGCCUCGUUCACCUCCGCCAGAUGUGCCAUCGUUAAAUGUUGUCCCUCCUGCAGUGGUAUCGAUACCGGUAGACCAGGAAUUAAUUAUAAGUAAUCAAGAUGAACAGUCAACAAAUAUGAAUGAUCCAAUCGAGGAUCAUUCAAUAAAUGUGCCCUUCGAUGACGAGCAGUCCCGUUCACCUGAGCCAGAUGUGCCAACGGUAAAGAUUUACCUUCCUUCAACAAGUAUGGUUGAUCUAACUGAAUAUAAUUAUCCAAUACUCUUGCUCUGUGAUGACGAGCACUUGUCAUCAUCUACGCCAAAUGCGUCAACGAAUAAUCUUUUUUCAAAAGUAUCAAUACCACUAAACCCGGGAUCAAUUAAAAGUAAUGAAGAUAAAUCUCCAACAAAUAUUAUAAAUUUAAUGGAAGAACAACCAUCAACUUCAUCAGUUGUGUCACCAGAAAAUUCAAAUUCCUGUCUUAUCGAUCAACUUGUAGCUAGACUACCACAUGGUAUUUCGGAUUUCAUCGAUGAACAAGCUGAAAAUUUGCCUACGAUUGGCGAGCUGACCCUUCCAUCUAUGCAAGAUGUACCAUCGGUAAAUGUUGACCCUCCUCCAGUAGUAUCGUCUCCUUCAGUAAACCAGGGAUUUCUUUCCCGUUACGCUCCUAACGACGUGGUGAUGGCGAGAAUGUCUGAUUCAAAUUUCUGGCCAGCGAAAAUUACACAAGUUCAGGAUGAUGUGAUGACUGUUGAAUUUUUUUCAUUAUUAGAUCAAAAAACUGAAGUCACAUCGGAAGAAGAUCUAAAAGAUUUCACGAAUGAUGUAUACGAAGAAGUUGCCGCCUCUUUGAGUUCUGAUACUUUAAGAGAAUCUCUCGAACUUGCAAUCGAAUCAGCGUAUGACUUUAAAUUUAGCUACUGACAUAUUUGUCUUCUAUCGAUACAUCUUAAUUGAUAGAAUUUUAUUUUUAAGUAGAAAAAAAUGUUUUUAUCGAACGGAGAAUCGAAUAUCGAAAAAGUCAUUCAAAUGUAUACUCUAAAUAACCAUGGCGUUUUCUUAUACCACAGUGAAAAACGUUUGACACAGGUGCGAAUUUGCACCGGAGCUGCCGCGCGCAUAGGACGAUCAUAAAAUUAUGUAAUAUAUGCGAUUGGUAUCCUGGAAAUCAUCGCAAGCAUCGUUGUGUUGCGAGGUUUGACGAAAUGUGAAGAAAAUACCCCAGAGAUAAA
Messenger RNA from Trichogramma pretiosum, 4234 nucleotides. RefSeq lists its product as uncharacterized. Lineage: Eukaryota; Metazoa; Arthropoda; Insecta; Hymenoptera; Trichogrammatidae. The coding region runs from base 210 to 3926 and encodes 1238 amino acids. The transcript is spliced from 13 exons. The record is from RefSeq and is a predicted model, not a curated record.